UGCUUUCGCUGCACUAAUCAUAAUUUUGAGCAGAGAAGUGGAGGUGAGCUCUGCGAGUCAAUGCACCUCUAACAAAACCAAAACAUGGGGUUGCCAGCGAAGAUUAUUUUGUUGAUAUUCUGGACUGUUUGUGUAGCAGAAGAGUGUAAAGGACCUCCUCCAAAACAAAGUGCAGAAAUUCUCACAGGUUCUUGGCUUGACCAAACCUAUCCAGAAGGCACUCAGGCUUACUUCAAAUGCCGUCCCGGAUACAGAACUCUUGGAACUAUUGUAAAGGCAUGCAGGAAUGGAGAAUGGGUGGCUCUUAAUCCUGCCAGGACAUGUCGGAAGAAACCUUGUGGACAUCCUGGAGAUACGCCUUUUGGUUCCUUUAAGCUUACAGUUGGACAGCAGUUUGAAUUUGGUGCAAAAGUAGUCUAUACAUGUAAUGAUGGGUAUCAAUUGUUAGGUGAGAUUGAUUACCGUGAAUGUGGUGCAGAAGGAUGGACUAAUGAUGUUCCUAUAUGUGAAGUUGUUAAGUGUUUGCCAGUGAGAGAACCAGAGAAUGGGAGAAUUAUCCGUGGUACAGAAGAACUAGACAAAGAAUAUUAUUUUGGACAAGUUGUGCAGUUUGAAUGUAAUGCAGGUUUCAAACUUGAAGGACCUACAGAAUUGCAUUGUUCAAACAAUGGCCUUUGGAGUAAUGAAAGCCCAAGCUGUGUGGAAAUUUCCUGUACAAAACCAGAACUUAAAAAUGGACUUGCUAUGUCACAGAAGAGAAGUUAUAAGGAGCAUGAAAGAUUUCAGUAUCAAUGUAAUCCAGGUUAUGAAUAUAGUGAGAAAGGAGAUGCCAUAUGCACUGUUUCUGGGUGGAGUCCUCAUCCUUCCUGUGAAGAAAAGAAUUGCAAUGUUCCUUAUAUUCCAAAUGGUAGUUACUUACCUCACAGGAUUAAGCACAGAAGUGGAGAUGAAAUCAGAUACAAAUGCAAACAUGGUUUUUAUCCAUCACAGGAACAGAUUUCACAAUGUACAAGUACUGGCUGGGUACCUGCUCCAAGAUGUAGCUUGAAACCUUGUGACUUUCCACAAAUAAAACAUGGGAAUAUAUAUGAAGCAGAGAGACAAAGGCCAUACUUUCCAGUAACCAUAGGCAAAACAUACGACUAUUUUUGUUUACGUGGCUUUUUGACUCCUUCAAAGUCCUACUGGCAUACUAUUCGUUGCACAGCAGAUGGCUGGGAGCCAAAAGUACCAUGCCUCAGGCAAUGUGAUGUCUACUAUGUGCCAAAUGGGAAGUAUUAUUCAUCAUAUGAAAGACCAUAUAUAGAGAACCAGACUGUGAAAGUUGAAUGCUACUCUGGCUACAGUCUUCCAAAUGGCCAGAACACAAUUACAUGUACAGAGAAUGGCUGGUCCUCUCCACCUGAAUGCGUCCGUGUCAAAACAUGUUCAAAAUUCGAUAUAGAAAUUGAGAAUGGAUUUCUUUCUGAGUCUGACCAAAGAUAUGUUGUACAUAAAACAACACAAUAUAAAUGCAAACCUGGAUAUGUAACAGCUGAUGGCAAAACCUCAGGAUCAAUUACAUGUCUCCAAAGUGGAUGGUCAGUUCAACCCACAUGCAUAAAGUCUUGUGAUAUGCCAGUAUUUGAGAAAGCAAAAACUAAAAAUAAUGCCACGUGGUUUAAAGUGAAUGACAAGUUGGACUAUGAAUGCCUUGUUGGAUAUGAAAACAAAUACAAACGUAUCAGAGAUACUAUACAAUGUAAUUAUGCUGGAUGGUCUGAUAUCCCCUCAUGUUAUGAAAGAAAAUGCAGCACUCCAGAAAUACCAAUAGGAUUAAAUGUUGAUCCCAAGAAAAAUAAUUAUAGAGUUGGUGAUGUGUUGAAAUUCACUUGCCAGUUAGGAUUUACAAGAGUUGGACCAGAUUCAACACAAUGCUAUGAUUUUGGAUGGUCUCCUGAUGUGCCAAUAUGUAAAAAACAUGUACAGUCAUGUGGUCAACCUCCUGAGCUCCUCAAUGGGGAAGUUAAGGGCACAAGCAAAGAAGAAUAUGGACACGAUGAGAUGGUGGAGUAUAAUUGCAAUCCUAGAUUUCUGCUGAAGGGGCCAAAUAAAAUUCAGUGUAUUGAUGGGAACUGGACAACCUUGCCAGUGUGCUUUGAGGAGGAGAGAACAUGUGGAGAUAUUCCUGAGCUCCACAAUGGCUAUGCUCAGCCAUCUCCCCCUCCGUACCACCAUGGAUAUUCAGUGGAGUUCAACUGCACAGACACCUUCACGAUUAUUGGACACAGAUCAAUCACAUGUGUUAGUGGGAGGUGGACCCAACUUCCUCAGUGUGUUGCAACAGAUCAACUUGAGGGGUGCCAAGCCCCAAAGUUAAGUACAUACAAGCCAAAUCAGUCUGAUAGGAAUGAAUUCACUCAUAAUCUUAACAUAAGUUACAAAUGCAAAGGAAACUCAGACUAUGAACACUCCACCUGCAUCCAUGGGACAUGGAUUCCUGAGCCAACCUGCAAAAAAAUAGAAAAAAAAUUCUGCCCACCUCCACCUCAGAUUCCCAAUGCUCAGGAUAUGAGAACCACUGUGAAAUACCAGGAUGGAGAAAAAAUAUCUGUUCUUUGCCAGAAAAACUACCUAACUCAAGACACAGAAGAACUUGUGUGCCAAAAUGAAAGAUGGCAAACAGUACCACGUUGUAUAGAAAAAAUUGCAUGCUCUCAGCCACCUGAAAUAGACCAUGGAACCAUUGUAUCAGCUUCACCACCAGAAGAACAAAAAGAUGCAACUGGCUCUAGAAUUUAUGAACAUGGCACAAAACUUGGUUAUAUUUGUGAACAUGGUUUCACACUAUCUCAUGCGCAUGGGACAAUGUGCCACAUGGGAAAAUGGAGUUCGCCACCUCAAUGUAUAGGACUGCCUUGUGAUGCUCCUCCUUCAAUUCCUGAUGGUGUUGUGUCUCAGGAGAGAGACAGUUAUCAACAUGGAGAAGAAGUUACAUACAGUUGCUCUGAAGGUCUUGGAAUUGAUGGACCUGCAUUCAUCAAAUGUACAGGAGGAAGAUGGUCCCACCCACCAGAAUGCAUAAGAACAGAUUGUGACAACUUACCCAGCUUUGAUCAUGCCAUACCCAUGGGAAUAAUACAACAUUCCUACAGAACGGGAGAACAAGUGACUUACGAAUGUACAGCAUCCUACCAAUUGGAUGGGCCCAAUGCUGUGACAUGCGUUAAUGGCAAGUGGAUUGGAAAACCAGUAUGCAGAGAUAAUUCCUGUGUGAAUCCACCAAAAGUGACAAAUGCCACUGUGAUAUCAAUGAAGUUGGAUAAGUAUCCAUCUGGUCACAGAGUACGUUAUGAAUGUGUCAAACCUUUUGAAAUGUUUGGGGAAGUAGAAGUGAUGUGUCUGAAUGGAACUUGGACAGAACCACCUCAGUGCAAAGAUGUUACAGGAAAAUGUGGGCCUCCUCCACCAAUUGAUAAUGGAGACAUCACUUCAUAUCCAAAGCCAGUGUACGCACCAGGUGCAUCAGUUGAAUACCAAUGUCAGUCCUUGUAUUUACUCCUGGGGAGCCAGCGAAUAGUAUGUAGAAAUGGAGAGUGGACAGAACCUCCCAAAUGUUUAAAUGCAUGUGUAAUAUCAAAACAAAUUAUGGACAAACAUAACAUAAGGUUAGCAUGGGUAAAUGAUCAAAAGCUUUAUUCUCCUUCAGGAGAUUGGGUAGAAUUUUCAUGUAAAUAUGGGUAUUCUACACAAAAAAGAAGCUCAUUACGAGUAAGGUGUACUGAUGGUCAACUCAACUAUCCCACUUGCACAUAAUCAAGGGGCUAAAAUUAUUAGCAUAAUUUAAAUGUGUACAUCUUUUUAAGAAUUUAUUAUUAAUCAAUGUCUCAACUUUGUUUGAAGCACUCAUUUGUAUUAGUAAAUACAAACCUGAGUUGAUGUUUGAUGAUGAAAUUGGAAUAUGGGAAAAUGCCAGUACAAAUAAAAAUGCACUUCAUUCCAA
Messenger RNA from Jaculus jaculus (lesser Egyptian jerboa), 3982 nucleotides. RefSeq names its product complement factor H. The transcript is spliced from 22 exons. NCBI's taxonomy places the organism in Eukaryota, Metazoa, Chordata, Mammalia, Rodentia, Dipodidae. Bases 85 to 3795 code for a protein of 1236 amino acids. The record is from RefSeq and is a predicted model, not a curated record.